GGGUAAAAGCUCCUUAUAUUCAUAUUGUGCUCUAAGACUGAAUAGCACUUAGGAGGAAUGGCGCAGAUCCUUGAACUAUCAUGUAUUCUAUGGUUAUUCUCUAUCUAAUCAACCCGUCAAAAAGCCUCUCCUUUACUGUGACUGGGAUGCGAUUUACCGGAUCAUUGUAUACCAGACUAUGACGCUAUUUAUUCUGAUAAGAAUUCUGCAUCUACACAAUGACUUCAAUGAGUGCAUGGGUUGCGCCGCUGGUUGAACGUACUCUUUCUCUUUACAUCAAGGGACAAGUGGAAGGCUUGCAACUCGAGGACGAUGGCAGUAACCUCCGUUUUGCUAGUCGCUCUCCACAGUACACUAUAGUUGUCGAUUGGAGAGAAAGCGAAGGGAGAAACGUGGCAACUUUGACCGACUUCAACACGCAGAUUGAGGCGGUACUAGCAAAGGAAUCCUUGGAGGAACUACAAAAGGAGUCACCUGGUCGUUCAUUAAACAGAAAUGCGACCUUAAACCAUUACAUCCAACUGCUUGACUAUGAGAUCGUGCUCGAAUAUGCCAUGUCUGCUCCGAAAAUUCAUCUUUACGUCAAGAACUUUACUAUUGCAAGGAAUAAGGGCAAGUACAAAGGCGCGCCACAAGGCAAAUUAAUCAAGAAGAAUGCACGUAUACGAGGAUUGAUAGGAAAGGCCUUUGAUUUUAUCAAGUCUCAAGCGACUCGCCACACUGCGAGUACACCAGAAUCGUACUGCUUCGACGGCUCUUUGAAGACUCAAACUAAUGAGGGUUCUGGAAAGCAUGCUUCUCAACAGUUUCUACAGUCGCAGGCCCAGACAUCCUUCAAAAGUAUUACCGGACUUUCAUCUAUGGUUCCCCCAUCCCCAUCUAAGCGUGGCUCGGUGUCUUCAAACGCACUACUCGGAUACCUAGGAUCUCAUAACAAAGCAGCCGACAGUGGCUUGCUAGUAAAUAAAGAGCAUAAAACAGCUGCUAUGUCACUCAGCCAUGGAUUUUCCGGUAUAACUGAGGUAAGAGGAAGUAAUGGUCACGCUGCUAAAAGUACCAGUGAGAUUCCCGUCGUUGAAGGAACCCUGUUAUCUACGUCAGGCUCUCCCCUUGAACCGAUACUUGCUGCUCAACACAAUAGUCCUACUGCCCUAGAAGGGCCAUACGAUGCGGAUCACAAGGCAUCAGCUCAGGAAGCUGGUAUAAGAACGACCAAGGGGAGAGAUCUGAAACCUGAGAAUUUGACUACCGGGCACACUGUUGGAGAAAAGCACACCUCACCGCCCCAGACGUUUCCAAAAAAAUUGGUGCUUGGUACGGAGCGCUCUUCUAAUGGCUCGGGUCUUAGCCAUACUGACCCUUGGCAUGACAUGACACGUAUUCGGACUAGGGACGUGAGGAUACCCAAGAACCAAGUUGCAUUGCUUGAACAGCACACUCGUCAAUGGGUGCCACCCGAUAACCCAAGCUCGAUUCGAGGCUAUGUGCCACCUGGACUUCUAGCCCAAUGGAACAGGAUCGCGCUACAGAAGAGCCGGCUAGAUCAACAGAGAGUAUCGAAGAGCUUGGUUUCCGAGCAGGCUGAGUCUCCCGAACCAUUACCAGAGAUCAACACUCCUACACCUCAAACAGAUGUAGAGUCUGAUGAGGAGCCCGUAACUUCACAAUGGUCUGAGAGCUCUCCGGAGCGUGUUUCCCGUCCUCUUCGCGAACUUCCGGUAGACAGUAGCCCUGUGACUCGGGGGCCGGCAAAGAAAGGCAAGGGCUUACAUGUUACAAGAUCAGACAUUGCACGAGAAGACCAGCAACAAGGGGAUGAUGGUACAGUUCUAGUAAGCAAAAUUCAGCAGGGUGACCCGAUCGCAGACAUGCCGUCUGAGAACGAUCGACUUGCAAACAAGCAGCAGAUCUUUGAGCCAGAUCAUAAUGAUACUAGAGCUUCCGAGCUUGGUUGUCAAGCACACUCUGAUGCAGAAAGCGAGGAUUCAAUCAUGGACACAUCCGUUCCCUGUCCAUUGGGAGGGUCACAACUAUCAAACUUUACCAACCAAUCGGAGCAAGGACUCAUCAGCUCUGGGUCCUCACUCCCUAUAAUACGGGGGCAUGUACAAGUUCUAGAGACACCCAUAGCUAACCUCAAUCAUUUACGUUCCACAAGCCUAGGCCAGAACAAGGCUGUUCUAGAGGCAAAGCACCCGGAACAGUUAUCAUCCCAGGUAGCCAAAUCGUCAUCUCAAUCACGCAUCUUCAACACAUACGCAAGUAACGACGGCGACACAAAAGACACUAAGACGACCGACAUCUCAAGGACCAAUGACGAUGAGGAGUCCAACGAUAAUGAAAUCCUUGAGACUCAGCCGAGUAACGGCGACUGGUUGGUGCAAGAUGCAACCCCUGACUCCCACACUGCCUUGGUCUUUGACUCGUCGGCGCCGAAGGCGCAUGUCUCAAAUGCUUCUAUACCUAUGUCUACACUCGAAUCGCAUGACUCAAAGCCAUUUCCGUCGCACGAUGAGGUACUAUCUUCUAUGGGCUUCGAGGGGAACGAACCGGACAUAGAGCUAAGUCAGGGAGUGGCGCGUGGCACGCCUGUUGAGCAAAGUCAGAUAUCACCUUUAAAGCGCGCUGCGUCUGAUAUUGGUCUUGAAGAGCCACCCUCGUCGAAACGGUAUAAGUUCAUGCGAAGCGUAAACACCAAUAUGUCUACUAUCGGUGUACGCAGAUCAGCGCCCGUUGUAGUUUCUCGUCGGGAGGAUUAUAUUCGCUACUCCGCGGAGCACUUUGAGGCGCAGCGGGUAUAUGAGAAGUUCCGAAAUGAUUAUCCAAGCUAUUCUGGAGAUUUUCUACACUUCAAGAAACUGUGUGCUAUGUUGCAGACUCUACGUGACAAAGGAAGCCUGCAGCGAUCUUUCCUCUGGGACAGUUUUGUUAUCAUGCACCUGGAAGACUAUCCACAUUACCUAGAGCAAUGUCUUUCUUCGGAGACGAAGUCGUUGGUGUACGAAGAUUAUUUCACAUUGCACUUUUCCAAACCAACUCACAAGAAACGAAGUCUUACCGCAGAAGGAAUCAAAGUAGUUGCGGCACAGAACGUACUUACGAGCAGGUCAGAUGCGAGUAUGAGUCCAUUUCGAAGACAAAAUGCAACAGAAACCUCGUUUACAGCCAGCCUUGUGGACAAGUUUUCUAACUUUCACGCACACUCCCUUGGACCCGCAACGCAGCAAAGCGCCCAGUCUGACACCAAUGUUGAUAGGAUGUCGUUUACUAUGUCAUCCCCUACUCCGCAUACUAAGACUUUGUUGCGUACACCUGCCGAUGUUCAUAAUCCCCAGGUUGGAGAGCAUGAUAUAGAGGCCAAGGAACAACUGCCAGAGGCCGCGGCAGAGCAAUUAGCAGCCGAGGAGCAGCAAGUAGAAACCGAGAGACAGCAUUCAGAUACCGAAGAACAAGUCUCUGAAACUGAAGAACAGUUACACAUGGAGAUGACCACCCAGCUCAGCACACUGAGGGACCUCGCAAAUGAUAAGGAGUCCGUUAUUGUAGAAAGCGAAACCAAUAGUGAGGAAUACGAGUUAAUGAACGAAACGCACGAAACAGCCAGCAUUGAACUCGGGGAUGAAGAACCCUCCACGGCUCCUGAUGCGCCCCUUUCAGACAAUGAGACUGGAGCACCGAGCGAAGCAGAAAGUCCCAACGAAAACUGGUUUCUCUCCCUUCGACAUCUCUUCCCAACCGUCCCCAACUGGUGUGACGGCCCCAAUACACCCUUCAAAAGAUGGGCACAGGCAGACCAGAACGCCUUCGUGGAACGCAAAUCUCGUCGCAAUUGGGCACGUGUUCCUAUAGAUGAUAAGGGAGUACCUCAGCGACCUUAUGAUUCCAAUCCUCCUGAAUGAAUUUUAUCGUGCAAAGCGCCAAAGACGCCUACCUAUUCGGGGUCCCCCUCCACCCUAUUUCUGCUUUUUCAUAUUUAUUUCGGUCCAAAUAUUCCCGUACCGACUUUUCAUUCUCACCUCACUUGUAUGGCAGGUCUAGUUCAUGAUGUGUUUCACGUAAUAUCCCUGUUGUAUGGCGUUUGUGUCUUGAUCUUCAUGAUUUAGAGAUUGAUGUGGGUGAUGGUGGGGAGAAGUCGAUUUCCCUGUAUUUAUAUUCUGUACCAACGAGGACCGGUGGAUUCGUGGCUGGUAUGCAAUAUUAAACAAUGCAAGUUUUAUGACAGGUUUCAAGUCCGUA
Messenger RNA from Aspergillus alliaceus, 4236 nucleotides. RefSeq lists its product as uncharacterized. The coding region runs from base 219 to 3899 and encodes 1226 amino acids. NCBI's taxonomy places the organism in Eukaryota, Fungi, Ascomycota, Eurotiomycetes, Eurotiales, Aspergillaceae. The record is from RefSeq and is a predicted model, not a curated record. The transcript is spliced from 2 exons.